Molecule: messenger RNA, 618 nt
Organism: Adineta steineri
Lineage: Eukaryota; Metazoa; Rotifera; Eurotatoria; Adinetida; Adinetidae
Source: the annotation of a GenBank genome assembly
AUGAGUGUCACAGCAUCAAAAGAAUCCAUUCAACAUGUUAGCACAGCGCAAUCAUGUCCUUCAUUGACUUACCGCAUUGCUACGUUAUCGGAUUGCGAAUCAAUUGUCUCGUUAGUCAAUAGCAGCACUCGUGGUGACUCAUCUCGUCAAGGAUGGACUAGCGCAGAGUCACUCUUAGAAGGUCAAAGAGUAGACGCAGGAAUGUUAACUGAGAUAAUUAAUAGCAAUCAUGAAGUUGUUUUCAUAUUUUUUGAUGAAAAUUCGAAAAUUCUAGUUGGAUGUGUUCAUUUGAAACAUGACCAAACAAAUAAGUGUGCUUUUUUGGGUAUGUUAGCUGUUCGACCAGAUCUACAAACUCAAGGCUUUGGCAAAUUCAUUAUAUCGACAGCAGAAAAUUACGCAUUGAAUAAUUGGAAUGUGGAAUAUAUUGAAAUGUCAACUAUUACUCUUAGAACUGAAUUAAUAGCAUUUUACCAUCGUCGAGGAUAUAUUGAUACAGGUCGACGUGAACCAUUUCCAGCGGAACACGGGAAGUAUGGCGUUCCCAAACAGAAUGGUUUAGAACUUUGUUUCUUGAGAAAACCUAUUAAACAAUUUGAAAAUAAAAGCUCGGAAUAA